GCAAGGGAGAGCCCGUACCACUCCCCAUGGCGUCAAACACCUCGUACAGCCCGUCUCAAGGAGGAGAAGGGCCACCAGAGCCGCCGCUAGUCGAUGUCUACACCCAGCAGGUUGACGCUGUGUGGGAGCUGCUUCGCAAUCGUGGCGUGGUCUUUGGCGAUGCCGCCGAGGCCAUUCCAAGCCAAGACGGCUUUGACUCGUUUGCCGCCGGCUACGAGUGGAUGAUCGCCGCCAUGGCUCGCCGCAUUCCCGCUGCAUCGCUCAACUAUCCGCUCUGGGCUUGGCUCUCUCCGCCUACUUAUCCCGCCACAGAGCCCAGCGUCGUCAUCCACGCCCGCAUCCCGCCCGAUCGCCUGCUCGUCUCCGACUUUGCUGCCUGGGAUCAGAGCGUUCUCUACGGCUUUCCGGUCUCGCCCGACGGCCGCCCGCUUGAUGCCGCCGAUCCAGACGUUCCGCACUGCGACAUCGAGCGCUCGUGGGAGGCCAUAUUCAUCGACACGCUGCCGCCGCCGCAUGGCGUCAACGCCCAGGUCGUCCUCGACGGGCUGUACCUGCACGAGGUUGUCGGCGUGCAGCGGCUGCCGGUCGUCGACGCCACCUCACCCGACGCUCAUCAAGCCACCGUCCCGCCCAUCGGGGACGCCGCCGCCGAGAUGGAAGACGUUGAGGCUUCCCGCGCUGCCGCCGGGGCCGCUGCGUCGACGCUGUGCGAGCUCCGCCGAAGCUAUGAGCAGCGAGUCUGCAACGCGCUGACAGCCCACUCGAUGGUCCGCGACGCGUGUGUCGCCAUCCGCGACGCCGCUUAUCUUUACAUGAAGGAGCGAGCCGAGAUCGGCCCACCGCUCGACGAGCUCCUCGCCCUCACCGCCACCCCGCUCGACCUGCCGUUCUCCGGCCGGGUCGGCGCAGAUCCAGCCCGCCUCCGCGCCGUGUGGGAGGGCGAUACCCGCGUGGUGCCCGACGCCGACACCGUCCGCACACUCCUCACCCACUUUCACUGCUUUAUCACCCGCAUCCUCGCGCCCGACCUCGUCUCCCUCGAGCAUGCCGCGCUCAACGACAUUGCGACGCGCUGCGGCUGGGACCUCGAGCUGCUGGCCAAGCUCCACAGCGCAGACUAUCCGUCCGGCGAGGAGCUGGCCCGGAUGACCCGCCACAGGCUCACCCGCGCCCAGAACGCCAUGCGCGCUGCCACAGGCGUCAGCGAGCGCGAUGCAUGGUCACAUGCCUCCCGCGCAGCCUUUGCCGCAGUCGGCGGCUCGCUCACCGCCUGGGAGGAGCAACUGGAGUCGCCGCACGGCCCACUCGCUGUGCCCUGGAUCGACGCUGCGCGGCUGUGCACCCUCAUCGCCGCAAACAAGACCGUCCGCGUUCUGGCCAACCUCGGCAUCCCGCUCGUCACCGGCGUCUCCGGCUGCACGCUUCGGUACAUGACCUUUGGCGGCCUCAUAGCACCGCGGGUCGCGCCCGCUCUUAUCCGCGCCGCCUCGCUCGCCUUCCUCGUCCCAACCGGCGCACAUACCUUCUACGAGGUUGCAGCUGCAGCAACGGCCGCCGCCGGCGGUCGCGCCGCCCUCCGCUACCCGCGCUCGCACGCAUGA
Molecule: messenger RNA, 1601 nt
Organism: Thecamonas trahens ATCC 50062
Lineage: Eukaryota; Apusomonadida; Apusomonadidae
Exons: 2
Coding region: 27-1601 (524 amino acids)
Source: RefSeq, a predicted model, not a curated record